Messenger RNA from Striga hermonthica, 1476 nucleotides. Lineage: Eukaryota; Viridiplantae; Streptophyta; Magnoliopsida; Lamiales; Orobanchaceae. The record is from the annotation of a GenBank genome assembly.
AUGGGUGACCACAGAAAACCUCGAAAGACAGAGGACCCUUUCCUCCUCAAUUACGAUGACGCCGAAGUUCGGAUCGCCGCCGAGUUUUUGUCCAAUUGGCUGCCUUUUCUGUCCCGCGGUCUCUGCAAAUCCUGCACCCGAACUCUCUCCGAUGGCAUCCGAUCCCUCAACACAGGUGGGUUUGAUGCUUCUACUGCGAACACUAUUCAUCUGAACGGAUGCAAAGAAGAUCAAGGUUACUGUAGUGCCCAUUCGACUGGGAGCAGGAACGAAGGUGAGGAUAAUAAUGACUGUACGGACACUCAUUCAUUGGGAAGUUGGAAAGAUGAGGCUGAUGGGAUCCCAGAAAAAUCUGUUGAAGCAUCACCAACGAGCGAAACAUUCAGCCUUUCAGCACCAUCUGCAAGCUCACUUCGGAAGAAGUCUUGGGCCGAUAUGGCUUUGGAAGACGAACUUGCUGUAGAGGAUGAAAAUGAAGUGAGCAGUAGACUUAUUGAUGUGAAUGAUCCCUCUGCGGAGGGAACAUCUGUGAAUGAAGCGAAUAAGGUAAAAGUGGCGUUGUCGAGGGAUCAGAGAGAAUACAUCCGCUUUAACAGCGUCCAGAGAAAGAAGGAUUUCAUAUGUUUUGAAAGAGUCAAUGGGAAAUUUACAAAUAUACUUGAUGGGCUGGAGCUGCAUAAAGGUGUUUUUAGUGCUGCAGAACAGAAGAGAAUUGUGGAUUAUGUGGAACAGCUACAAGAGAUGGGAAGGAAAGGGCAGUUGAAAGAUCGUACAUAUUCUGCACCCGCGAAGUGGAUGAGGGGAAAGGGACGCAUAACUCUUCAAUUUGGCUGUUGUUACAACUAUGCCACAGAUAAAAAUGGUAAUCCGCCAGGUAUCCUGAGGAAUGAAAUGGUUGAUCCCUUACCCCAUCUAUUCAAGGUGAUGAUUAAGAGGCUGAUCAGGUGGCACGUUUUGCCCUCAUCCUGUGUGCCCGAUAGCUGUAUCGUGAACAUCUACGAGGAGGGGGACUGCAUACCCCCUCAUAUCGAUAAUCAUGAUUUCGUGAGGCCCUUCUGCACCGUCUCGUUUCUCAGCGAGUGUGAGAUACUCUUCGGGUCGAACCUCAAGAUUGUUGGUCCCGGCGAGUUUUCCGGUUCAUAUGCGAUCCCUCUUCCAGUUGGUUCUGUUCUCGUCAUAAAUGGCAACGGAGCUGAUGUGGCGAAACAUUGUGUGCCUGCAGUCCCUGCCAGAAGGAUAUCUAUUACAUUUAGGAGGAUGGGAGAGUCGAAACGGCCGAGCAGAUAUGUACCUGAAGCGGACCUGCAAGAGAUUGAGAUACUGUCCAAAGAGAGGAAGCAACAUAAUAGUGAAGGAGGUAGGCGUUUGACGAGUAAAGCAGAGUCUGAUAUGAAUAAUGGUAGGGUGGUGGUUGGCAGGCGGAGAGGACUGCUUGACAAAUAUAUCGAGCCCCGUCGGCCCAGAAACAUGUCAUAG